AUGCCAGUUAGAAACAAAAUUCCAAUUUCCGCCCAGGAAAGUAUCCGCGCGGAGUUGUCGCUAGGAGAGGAGGUAGUGACGAUCCGGCGCAACGCACCGGCCGCACUACUGUACGAAGACGCUCUUCAUGAGUCGCGUACUACGAUCGCCAGCUCCGGCGCGCUCAUCGCGUUUUCCGGUAACAAGACUGGGAGAUCGCCUCGCGACAAGCGGAUCGUCGACGAGCCUUCGUCCAGAAACCACAUUUGGUGGGGCCCUGUCAAUCGCAAGUGCUCCGAAAAGACUUGGCUCGUCAAUCGGGAACGAGCCGCGGACUUCCUUCGGACACGUGACCAUUUGUACAUCGUCGAUGCCUAUGCUGGUUGGGACCCACGGUAUCGCAUCAAGAUCCGUGUUGUAUGUGCGCGCGCGUACCAUGCACUAUUCAUGACCAACAUGUUGAUCCGGCCUACAGCAGAGGAACUGCAAAAUUUCGGAGAACCCGAUUUUACGGUGUGGAAUGCUGGCCAGUUCCCUGCCAACACGCACACUGACGGUAUGACCUCGAAAACCACCAUCGAAAUCAAUUUCGCAAAGAUGGAAAUGGUAAUUCUGGGCACCGAAUAUGCUGGAGAAAUGAAAAAGGGCAUUUUCACCGUGAUGUUCUAUUUGAUGCCCAUCAAGCACAAUGUCUUGACCUUGCAUUCUUCGGCAAAUCAAGGAAUCCAAGACGAAGACGUGACUUUGUUUUUUGGACUAAGCGGCACGGGAAAAACCACUUUGUCUGCAGACCCUGCUCGCCGCUUGAUCGGGGAUGACGAACACUGUUGGUCCGAUCACGGUGUCUUCAAUAUCGAGGGCGGUUGUUAUGCCAAAUGUGUCGGUCUUUCGGAAGCCAAAGAACCUGAAAUAUUCCAUGCCAUCAAAUUUGGAUCCAUCUUGGAAAACGUGGCGUACGAUCCUCUUACUCGGGAAGUUGAUUAUGAAGAUUGUGAGAUUACUGAGAACACCCGUUGCGCCUACCCAAUCGAAUUUAUUCCAAGCGCCAAGAUUCCGUGUUUGGCUAACGAGCACCCCAAAAAUAUUGUUUUGUUGACAUGCGAUGCAUCUGGAGUCUUGCCACCUGUAUCAAAGCUUACCCCCGCUCAGGUCAUGUACCAUUUCAUCAGUGGGUACACUUCAAAAGUUGCUGGCACUGAAGAAGGCGUCACGGAACCCGAGGCCACAUUUUCAUCUUGUUUCGGUCAACCAUUUUUGGCUCUUCAUCCACUAAAAUAUGCCACAAUGUUGGCAGAAAAAAUGCAACAACACAGCGCCGAUGCUUGGUUGCUCAAUACCGGUUGGACUGGCGCCAGUUUUGUCGCAGGCGGCAAGCGGUGUCCACUCAAGUGCACGCGGGCAAUUCUCGAUGCCAUCCACGAUGGUUCCCUGGCUAAAGCGAAGUACGAAACUUUAACCACUUUCAAUCUGCAAGUUCCGUGUCACAUUAACAAUGUUCCUGAUCAACUAUUAAACCCGGCCAGAAAUUGGGCAGACGGUGAAGCCCAUUACCAGAAGGCUGUUCGGUCACUAGGUAAACUGUUUGUUACCAACUUCAAGAAGUAUGCGGAUCAAGCUACGACUGAAGUUCUCAGCGCAGGUCCCUUGAUGUAA
Molecule: messenger RNA, 1632 nt
Organism: Lachancea nothofagi CBS 11611
Lineage: Eukaryota; Fungi; Ascomycota; Saccharomycetes; Saccharomycetales; Saccharomycetaceae
Source: the annotation of a GenBank genome assembly